AUGCCUUCAGUCAACACCCUCAUCACUGCCAUUGUGGCCGGCCUUGCCAUUGGAGCCCAUGCUGGUCCAUGCAGGCCCCAUGGAAGCUCCAGCACCGUCUCAACCGCUGAAGUUGUCACGACGACAUCUGCUCAGCCUUCUACCACAACCUCUGGAAGUUACCCCAGCGUCUCCAACAACUCGGAGACCAAGACCACUGGAACCACGUCCACCACCGAGGCCUCUGAGACGAAGACAACACAGUCCUCUUCCGUCACCAGCAACUCAGUCACCGUGUCUGAGACUACAACGGAUGUAGGAGCUCACGGUUCAAGCGAGUCCGAGACGACCUCUUCCACGGCAGUUGACACAACCUCCACUUCCAAGGUUGAAACCACCUCCACCUCGGCUCAAGAGACUACAACCGCUCCCUCCACCACUUCUUCUACAGCCGCUCCAUCUACAACUUCUUCUACAACUGCCCCCUCCUCUACCACCGCCGACGAGUCAACCACCCAGGAGACCACCACCCUCGAGACCCGUACAUCUGCCGCCUCGACCACAACAUCCGCUGCGCCCAGCCAAACCUCUGGCUCUAGCUGCCCUCCCGCGGCCAACCUCGUCUGCGGAAAGACCGGCUACCUCGGCGAAAACAGCUCCAGUCACCUCCUCGACCUUCAGCGGGAUACUGACUUGGAGACUUGCAAGACCCAGUGCAAGGAGAAUGACAAUUGUGUCACCAUUGGACACAUCGCCGACACUAACCAGUGUGAGCUGUACGAUGCUUCGCCGGCUACGCUCGAGUUGAACGAGGACCCGAACUCUUGGUACGCCGUCUACGAAGCUUGCUGUUUCGAGUAA
Molecule: messenger RNA, 840 nt
Organism: Fusarium keratoplasticum
Lineage: Eukaryota; Fungi; Ascomycota; Sordariomycetes; Hypocreales; Nectriaceae
Exons: 1
Coding region: 1-840 (279 amino acids)
Source: RefSeq, a predicted model, not a curated record